This is a messenger RNA of Heterobilharzia americana, 2913 nucleotides long. NCBI's taxonomy places the organism in Eukaryota, Metazoa, Platyhelminthes, Trematoda, Strigeidida, Schistosomatidae. The record is from the annotation of a GenBank genome assembly.
GGCGAACUUAAAAUACACUUUAUAUUCACUUCUCUUCAGAUGGAGUUGUGGCUCGUUGGCUUACAGAGAUGACUUUCAACCAAUGAGUCGUGGGUUCGAACACCGUUUCACCUAUCGAGUUUUGGGCAACCAGGUAAUAUCAUCAGCUCUAACACUAUGUGCUGCUCAUUGCCUACCGCACGAAUUUGGACAAGUACUAUAGUUCUCAGCAGAACCAGUGAACCGGCUUUGGUUGAAGUUUUCAAAGUUGCUGAUAAACCUGGAUCAAUUCCUCCGUUAAGUGAUCUAACUGAAGGUUCAGUUAAUUUACCGAAUGUAGAAACAAAACACAACCAGUCUGUCGUAUCACAUCAUAUUGAAUUUAUUUUGGCUCGUGUAAACACCCAAAAAUCCCGCAGUUCCUCAAAGAAUGGUGAGAUGGUGACAAAAAAUACCCAAAGUAGUGAUAUAUCAGAUGGUAUUAUGAAAUCAUCCGUCCCUGAAUUUACCUUGAGUGAACCACAGUUUGAAGAUCUGCCAAACAUCUUAGAAUCUUAUUGGAAUCAUACUGGUAAUGUUGCAUUGGAUGCUUGCCAAAAAGUAGCUGAUGCUUUGGUGAAUAUCUUUCAUUUCGGUUUUGACAAAUUCUGCGUUGUUAAUGGAGAUGGUUGCUUUGGACCGAAAAAGUUCAAUCAACUGCCGAAGUCAUCGUUAUCCAGCCUAAAUCCUCACAGUUCUAAUUCGGAUACAAAUUGCGGAUGGCCUAAUCAAUCGCAGUCUGUCCUAGACCCUACAGUUUCUAUCUCAGAAGAAUGUCACAGUCAACCUGCCGGUGUUUUCCCAAGUACUUGUUUUUUAUCUUCCAGUCGUUUUGUUGCACGAUGUCGAGCACGUGGUGAUGCUACUGCAGCUGAUCUACUAACGUUACCAUCUUCAGUUAUCAGUCAUUCACAAGCGGUAAUAGAUGAAAUGGAUGUGAGGCGAGCACGUUCCUUAUUAGAUCGAUGUCGAACUUAUCUAACAACCAGUGAUUACAAACGAAUGAUGCGUAACUUGAGUAGUCUCAACCAAGCUAUUCAAAAUCCUACCUCGAUCGUUGGUACUCAUGAUCAUUCCGACAAAACUGAAGUACUAGUGUCCCUUUCACGUGUAUUAAAUUGCUUAAAAAAACAUGUAUCACUAUGGGAGGAUUUUGUCUGUCUUCUUACUCCAUCACAAGCACGCAGUUUAGGCCUACUCUCUACAUAUUUUAAUCUAGCCCACAUUGCUCGAGUUCAAAGAGUUUUACAGGAUAUAGUUCCUCGAGAUAGAAGGUUUUGGAGACGCCUACGCAACUUGGCAGACAGCUGCAAUAUUGAAGUACGGCAUAUUCCAGUUAAAAAGAAGAUAUAUAUGGAUCAAAAUGAUACUACUCUUGAAUCUUCAAAUAUAUCUGAACAAAGUCUCAAUGACUGUAAUCAAAGGAUAUCAAGGGAGAAUCAUACUAGCCGAAAAUUGUCCACAACAGAAAAAAAUUCUGGUGUAAUCUUAAAUAAAAAUCAAUCCAAGUCCUUUCGUGUUAGAGGUAUGCGACUAAAAGGCGGAAGUAUGCAUGAUGCAUUCGCCAAAACCUGGUCAGUUCUUGAGAGCAGUUGGCGCAAUCGUCCAGUCCUUUUAUCACGUAUUGCUAGCCUGAUCAACACCAGACAUAAACCUUAUGCUGGUUUUGAACAAAGCUUCGAAGAAACAGAUGUACUCGCUCGACAUUCUGUAGGAAUCCCAAUUCCUUCUGAAGAAUUAAGUCAAAGCAUAAGUGCAUCAAACGCUGAUGAUUGCAUACGUCCACUCAAAGUUAAAACCGGCAGUCCUGUCAGUAUACUUCCUCCUCAGGUACUAUCUUUUCUUUCUGAAGGAUGGGAAGUAUGCACUGAACUUUCGUCAACUGUCCACAGUCGCAACAAUUCAUUAGGUGUUACUUGGGCACGUAGACAAUGUCCUUGCCGAUGUCAUCCAGUGUCAUCAAAUAAAUUUUCAAUUACAACAGGUCAAUCCGGGAAACCUGCAAAAGUUGAUAGUCUUGGCUUGAGACACUGCAUUUCAUGUAGUUUAAGAGUGCAUCGUGGUAUAGUUUACAUUGAUGCAUGCAAUCUUCACCUACGUCACGUUAAAAUAACCUGGCCACCGAAUUUCAAGCCCAAAGCUCGUUUGCCUUCAAAUCCUUCGUUAAUCGACUCUGCUUUGAAUCAGAACCAUCGUCCAACAACAAUACACCACACUCCAUCAAACAUCCCAACUCGUAUUGCUGUGAAUGAGCUUGUGAAAAUGCAUGCCAGAUCAUACUCUUCGAAUAAAUUAUCAAAUCACUGCACCCUCUUGCCAGAUAUGGCUGGCAGACGUGUUUCAAUCGAAUAUAUUCCUGCACUUAAAUCGACUACAUCGUCCAACCGAAAAGUUACUGAUUUCAGUAAUCAAGAUGAAGGUAACGCCAGUAAAGCAGUUGACGGAAUUCAACUACCGUGUCCACCAAUAGUUCCUAAUCGCAACAGGAGUAGCUCAGAACCUCUAGAUUUAGGUUCGAUAUCCAGUAACGUAGAAAAUCCUGCAAUUUGGACAUUAGAUGAUGAAGCCGCUUGUUUCAAUACGGAAGCUUUUGCUUCUACUUCAAACACGAACCAUGAAAAUGAAUUUAUUAAUAAUGAAACGGAUGAUUGGACGUCAGAGGAAGAUAGGCAAUUAUUGGAGUUUUGUAAAGCAAGAGGUCUAUAUAGUUCCCGUAUGUUUAAAGACUUGGCUAGAAUAUGGGAACCUAAACCAUAUAACUACUCUCCUCAACGGAACUCAGCUGAAUUAGAGGCACGUUUCAAAUAUCUGAUGCGUAUUACUCUCAGAGAAGCUUAUGAUCCUGAGCUAUUCCAAACACCUUACAGAGAAGACUCACCCUAUGAAGAUAGUUAA